Monascus purpureus is the source of this 1696-nucleotide messenger RNA. NCBI's taxonomy places the organism in Eukaryota, Fungi, Ascomycota, Eurotiomycetes, Eurotiales, Aspergillaceae. The record is from the annotation of a GenBank genome assembly.
AUGGCUCAGUCAUUCGACGUGCAUACCGAUGUGCCAGGCACAGUAUACCUGGUCGAUAUAUCCCACAGCUUGACCAACGCUGCUCAUGCUGGCCAACGUGAUAUCGUUCUGAUCCCUCAGCCCUCAAGUUCGCCGGCUGACCCUCUGAAUUGGCCCAGAUAUAAGAAGUACUGGACGCUAUUUCUGAUCUCUCUCUUUGCCUGUGUGCAAUCCUUCGGAGAAAAUGACCAGGGCUCGUCAUGGACCACCAUUUCAGAAGAAGCCGACGUUAAUCUGGAUAAUAUGAACGGUGCUUCCGCUGUCAAUUAUCUCCUCCUGGGCUUUUUCAACGUGAUCUGGAUCCCUACCGCAAUGAAAUUCGGCCGCAAGAUCGUCUACAUCCUUAGCUUGACCUUCGUAUGUGGUAGCUCCAUUUGGGGUGGCCUUUUCUACGGCACGGCUGAGAAUUAUAUCUUGUCCAUUAUUGGUGGUAUUGGGACUGCUGCGUAUGAGGCUUUGAUCCAGCUUACUAUUUUUGAUGUCUUCUUCACGCACGAACGCGGUCGGAUGGUCACAAUGUACAUCUUCUGUCAGCAGCUGGGAUCCAUUCUAGGACUUAUUUUGGGCGGAUAUAUCACGGAAGGUGUCGGCUGGAGAUGGUGCCAACCGACUGUUGCGAUUGCAUGCGGUGUCCUGAUCGUGCUUUUCGUUUUCACCUUCGAUGACACCAUGUUCCCACGGUACCGAUUCAAAACUGAAUCCACUUCCAGCCUUAGCCCUGGAGGAACCGACGACCAAGCUGGAGAGACAAAGGAUGGCAUGGAGAAGGCAGCCGUUUCAUCUAUUGCCAGCGAGGAAGUCGGAGAGAUAGUCAUGCCUCGGAGGACGUACCUGCAAAUGCUGUGUCCAAUCCAUUAUUUUGCGGACGACAAGACUACAUGGUUCCAAUACUUCCGACGCCCAUUUUUUCUCUUUGCCUUCCCAAACAUCGUCCUAUCCGGUAUCCAGUUCGCCUUCGGUUGCACGGCAGGAAUUGUUUCAUUCAAUACCAUCUCCGAGAUCAUGACCUCGCCACCCUAUGACUGGAGCCCUGGUCCGGCAGGUUUGAUCUUCCUGGCGGCGCUCGUUGGAAAUUUCAUCGGCCUAGGAGUUGGAUACGCUUCCGACUGGGUCGUUCUCGUUCUGGCCCGGCGCAACAAAGGUUACAAAGAGCCGGAGAUGCGUCUUUGGGUAUCAUUCUUCCCCAUGCUCUUCGCAGCAGCUGGCUACUUCCUCUACGGCUGGGGAGCAACAGCCGGGGCGCAUUGGAUGACGAUAGCAGUCGGGCUAUGCUGCAUGAUAGCCGAACAAGUAUCAGCGACCAGUAUCGCAACGGCGUAUGCCAUGGAAUGCUUCGACGGGAUAUCCGGAGAGCUCGUCACCGUCCUCGCCAUCUGCUCAUCCCUGAUCAACUUCGCAAUCUCCUAUUCCGUGCAGCCGUUCAUCGAAGCCACAAAUUACGGAUGGGCCUUCACCUUCUUCGGAAUCCUUGUGCUUCUCUCCACUGCCACGAGCAUCCCGAUGAUAAUCUGGGGUAAGAGCUGGAGGAGAAGAUGCAAGGGCCGUUAUAACCGGUUUAUGGCGGAGAAGGAAGGCCGAUGAUUUAUCUAGUCUAGUAUACUGUGCUAUUUUUAGAGGUAGUUCUACGAAUCUAGAGCAACCUCGACUUGCAAUCUCC